AUGGUGAACCACAACUCCGUGCUGGGCAUCCGUGAUGUCGCUCGGGACGUCAACGCAUCCAUCAGCGUGGCGUGGCACGAGGACGUCGAUGACUGGCUGGACGAGUUGGCUUCUCAGCCGGACGAAGACCGGGAUGGCCCGCUGUCUCUGUUUGCCUAUCCGGCGGAAGAGAACUUUGCGGGGCAGAUCUUCCCUUUGCGCUGGGCUGCCAAGAUCGCGUCCCGAGAGGGCCAGUUGAGGACCUGGCGCGUGCUUCUCGAUGCCGCCAAGUUCUCCAGCAGCCAUCCCUUGAACUUGACGGAGGCCCGGGCGGACUUCGUGACGCUCUCCUUCUACAAGCUCUUCGGCUACCCGACUGGCGUUGGGGCCCUCAUCAUCCGGAGUCAGACUGCCUUUGAACUCAAGAAGCACUACUGGGGAGGGGGCUCGGUGUCCCUCGCCGGUGCUGGACGCACAGAUAGCGACGACCUGAAGGUCUUUAAGGGCCGCAUCGCUGAGCGGUUCGAGGACGGCACCGUGGCUUUCCUGGGCAUCGCCUCCCUCCGGCACGGCUUCGACGCCCUGGCUCGUGUGGGAGGCAUGGCUGCAAUUGAACGGCACACCAGUUGCCUGGCGGCGGAGCUGCACCGUCAGCUUGCCGAGUUGCAGCACAGCAACGGCAGUCCCGUGAUCGCCAUGUACAGCCGGGACAUAGGUGUAGACGCGAGCGGACAGCUGGUUCAGGGGCCAAUCGUGAAUUUCAACGUGCUGCGUGCUGACAGCACCCUGAUCAGCCACAUCGACGUCAUGGCCACCGCAGCCGAGGCUGGGAUCCAUAUCCGCGCCGGGAUGCACUGCAACCCUGGGGCGGCCACCACCGUCCUCGGGCUUCCCCCAGAAGCCAUCCGGGACGCGGCCCAGGACACCUCCAUUCAGGGCUGCGGCAGCGGGCCUGCCUUCGUGAAGUGCAGGGCGAGUGCUGUCCGCGCUAUCAGCGAUGAGGCGUGCCACCGGCUUUACACAGGCAGGCCUUCCGUCACCCCCGCGCCGCCUUCUGCGAAGAUGGACUUCAUGGAUGCCCUCCAAGGGUUGGAGCCCCAAUGGGAGAUGCCCUUCGGGAGUGUGCGAGCGAGUGUGGGGUACCUGAGCACUUUCGAGGACAUCCAGCGGCUGGUGUUGUUCCUGAGCACUGAGCUCUUACUCGACUCUCUGGCUCUAUACUUGUUUAAGCUGGCGGAGCCGGAGGAUGGUGUCUUUGCAACUGCAGGACAAACCAACAUCGCAAAGACCCUUAUCGCCCCAUCAUGCAUGAGUGCCCAGACACUCAUGCGGCCCUGGUUGGAUAUACCGUACGUUACCUACAGCAGCGAGGGCUUCCUCGAGAAGAACGUGGACAAGCCUCCCGACGAGGCCGCCGAUCUCCUAAAGGGAUCCAAGCUCGUGGUGCUCCAGGAGAUUGGCGGCGCCAUUGCUGACGAGCUCGCAGAGGCGACGGGAGGCCCUGGCAAGAAGAAGGCCAAGACCGUUAGCUCCGGUUUCCGCAGCUCCCUCGCGCAACUGGUGCAGAAGCUGAAUGAGGCGGAUCCCCACUUCAUCCGCUGCGUCAAGCCAAAUGCGGAGAAGGUGCCUAACAAGUUCACAUCGAAGCUUGUCAUGGAGCAGCUGACCUGCAGCGGUGUCUUCGAGGCCGUCCGCAUUCGCCAGUCCGGCUUCGCCGCACGAGUGCCGUUUGGAGACUUCCUGGGCAGAUACCGGAUCGUCGUGCCGAAGGCAAAGCACAAGGCCAUCUUCUCUGCAGCCUCGGAGCCUGAGCGUGCAAAGGCCUUCCUUGAGGCCUUGCCCGAGGCCCUCGAACCAUUGGGAGGCGCGCCCGCUGGGGACUUGGUCCUUGGGAAGACGAAAAUCUUCGCAAAGCAAGCCGUCAUGAUCCGUCUGGACAAAGCGAGGGACAUGGCUGUCUCCACGUACGCCAUCGAUAUCCAGCGCGUCUGGAGGGGCUACAGGGCACGCAAGAAGCUCGCCACGUGCAAGGUGGUGUUCGACGAGCUAAAAGCCUGGUGUGCGAGAAACGACUUCUACACGAAGCCGGGUAGCACGGCGGUGCAGAAGCUGAAGGAGCCUUCAGCCAUCCGCAGUGAGGCCGCCAAAGUGGAGGAGAUCUGCAAAAAGGCGGAGGGCCUGCCCCUUCCACUGCCCCGGCGGAAGGAGGUGGAGAAGGUGAAGCAGCGCAUGGAGAACGAAGCCAAGGAGAUUGAGCUUCUCAAGGCGAUCACAAAGAGCAUCGACCCCAUCGAGAUAGAAUCGGCCGUGGCCCGGGCAAAGGAUCUCGAGCUACAGAGCCUGCCAGAGGUCGGUGUCUUGCAAGAGCGCUUCAGCAAGCUCAGCAAGCAGCUGCCUUUGAUCAAGGCGAUCACAACAGCUCUGGAUGAGGAGGCAGAGGGCUCUACGGAGUUUGCUUUCAUUGUUACUGCCUUCACGGCCUACCAGAGCUCGAAGUGGAGAGCAGGUCAUGCCCGGCAGGUCCCUGACGCCUCGACAGCCCAGCCGCAGGAGGCCAGGCUGGACGCCGGCGCUUCGACCCCGGCUCCGCCAGGCGCAAGCUUUCAACCAGGGCUGGAGCACAUUCUGCUCGAUGCCCCGGACUGGGAGGACAAGUGCGUCUACGACGCUUUCCCACGGCCGCCGCCUGUGGUCAGGUUGUAG
This is a messenger RNA of Symbiodinium natans, 2682 nucleotides long. NCBI's taxonomy places the organism in Eukaryota, Dinophyceae, Suessiales, Symbiodiniaceae. The record is from the annotation of a GenBank genome assembly.